Molecule: messenger RNA, 480 nt
Organism: Rhodotorula toruloides NP11
Lineage: Eukaryota; Fungi; Basidiomycota; Microbotryomycetes; Sporidiobolales; Sporidiobolaceae
Exons: 3
Coding region: 1-480 (159 amino acids)
Source: RefSeq, a predicted model, not a curated record
AUGCCGGCGUUCUCGGGCCUUCAGAUGCUGUUGUACGGCGCGGGAUGCAUCUACUCAGGAUAUUCCCUCUGCACCUCCCCAUCCGCCUUCAUCGCCCAACUCUCGCCGGCGACUCGCUUGAUCGAGGAGCAGACAAGCUUGAAGGCGCACAAAGGCGGGGAUGAUGCGCUUGCGCUAGCGGGACUGCUGUUGCUCGGUAUGGGCUAUCUCUACUUCUGGGCGGUCUACACGAAAGACGAGAAGAUGAAGCGCAACUCCACGUCGGGCCGACUCGCCCUCGCGCUCCUUUCAUUCUGGGUGUGCAAGAACACCCCUCACGGCACUUCGCUCGUCGCCCUCUUCGGUGGCGUCAACCUCGUCGCCGGCGUCCUGAUGGGUCUGAGCGUGGGCUUUGGAGACGGGAACGCAGUGGACCUCGAGCUGCAGGCGCGGGCGGCGGCGCGGAGACGAGCGGACGAAGAAGCGAGGAAGGCGCGGUAG